Molecule: messenger RNA, 1714 nt
Organism: Microplitis mediator
Lineage: Eukaryota; Metazoa; Arthropoda; Insecta; Hymenoptera; Braconidae
Exons: 4
Coding region: 890-1576 (228 amino acids)
Source: RefSeq, a predicted model, not a curated record
CUUUAAUUUGGCUUGAAUAAUUAGUGUGCUAUCUGGCUUGGGGAAAGUAGAAAAUCUUAGAGGGGACGUUUCGAAACAAGCGGAUAAUUGCUUGUGGGAACCCGAAAGAAACAAGUGGAGUGGCCCUUUACAUAGGGUAUGGGGAGAACUUGCGUGGUGGCUGUUGGUGAGACACCCACAUGCAAUGCAUGCCUAAUGGGAAAGCAGGGAAAGAAACCAUUUUCCCUCUCGACAUACCAUAGGGGCAAAUCCAUCCAAGCCGGCUAAAGGAAACUGAAGCUAGGAUUUGAUAGACACGGACUCGUAGUGGCUGUUGGUUCGGCACCCACACGCAAAGUAUCUCUGAUCCUAAGGGUUAUAACCAGCCAAUAUUGAGCUUGCUCAAUGUUUCGCUUUAAUAAUAUUAUGGUGGAAAAUAGUGGAUUUACGCAACGCGAGUAUGCCCAAAAGGGCGAGGCAUCGGCUUCCGGUCAGCGGAGGUGGACUUAUAACGGGUCGCCUAGAACGAAACUUAAUUGAGUGAUUAAGUGGGAGAAGCUUUGGACUCAGUAACUGCCGAUUGAGGGGUAGAGGGCAAUUCAUGAUAUGUCCAAAUAAAAAUAUUAUAAAGUUUCUAACACUACGUUAACACAUGGCCUAGAUUCAUAUCUAAAGAAUUUUGAAAAAAACAUAUUUUUUAAACGUUAAUGACUUCCCGUCCAGUAGAAUCAUGACAAACAAAAACCAAUUAAAUUAUCACCUGACUUCUGUUAGUGAAUUAUUGUUCCUUAUCACCGAAAUUAAACAGUAUAUAAUUCGAUCAGGUAAAAUAUAUUGCCAGUAUAAUAACAAAGCUGUUGAAAUACUUCUUCAAUACAUUUUUAGUUAAUACUUUAUCGAAAAAGCUAAAAUGAAUUUUUUUAUUACUAUAUUAUUGUGUGUUUUUAUAUCGAUAAUAACUGAAGCUGCUGUUAUUUCAUCAACUGAUGUCGCAGGUCUAAAAAAUAAAAUUAUUGCAGUCGAAAAUGAUCUUUCAUGUUACAACGAUACAUUUAAAUCAAAUUAUGAAAUUCAAUUAAAUGAAAUUAAAAUUAAAUAUAUUGAUAAUAUUCACCAGAUCAUCGAUUCCGUUAGAAAAGAGACGCAAAGAAUAAUAUUUUCCGAUAACGAUGGAUAUGAUGCUGAAGAGUGUUAUGAAAGAGUGAAUGAACGUCUUGACGAUGACAGUCAAAACGCAAUAAAUUCAUUAAAUGAAUGCACUGACAAAAAAUUCAUAGAGUUAACUCUAAUACAAUAUAGUAUCGAAGGGCACAUUAUUAUUUCCCAUGAGAUCUUAACUCGAUUUGAUUCGAUAGUUGAAUGUAAGACAGACAUUUCGGUGGAAAUGGAACCAUGUGACGAGCAAAAACUUUCAGCAAUAAAUUAUGAAGUUAAAAACUAUCAGAGUACUGCGGAACAAUUGAAGAGAAUUGGCGAUGCAAUGACCAGGGAUGCGUUAACUAACACAACAGCUUGUUUUGACGAAACAAUUAUAAAUUUAUCCGCUGAUGUACAACUUUCAAAACAUUUAGCAAUCAUUUGUAGCAGUCAUAUAUAAUUUUUUCAUUUUCGUUCAAAAUGUGACGACAAAUUUUCAAUUUUCGUUUUUAUUCAAUUGGCCGUAAAAAUAAUUAUUAUUUUUAUGUUUUUAAUUAUAAAAAUUCUGUUUUCUUUUUUUUUAAUUUUGAAAAAUACA